GCGGGCGCCGGGCGGAGCCGGAGUCGGAGCCGGGGUGCCUGGAGGCGAUCUGGCCGCACUCUGCGAUCUCAGGGCAGCGCGGACCCCGCGCGGCGAGGGUCGAAGCCGGAGCGCAGUCCCGGAGCUGAGGUGGGCCGAGCGGAGCCGCAGCUUGAGCAGCGGGAGCCGCGCGGAGAGCCUCCCCGGGGACGCCGAGGCCGGGUGGGCCCGAGCCAUGCGCGCCGCUCGCUGAGGCCCAGGGAGGCCGAGAUGGAGGCGCCGGCGGCCGAGCCCCCAGCCCGGGGCUGCGGCCCCGUGCCCGCUCCAGCCUCUGAGAGGAAGAAGAGCCACCGCGCGCCGUCACCGGCCCGGCCCAAGGACGUGGCCGGCUGGUCGCUGGCCAAGGGCCGCCGCGGCCCAGGCUCCGCUGCCGCCGCCGCCUGCAGCGCCGCAUCCUCCGCGCGGCCGGACAAGAAGGGGCGCGCGGUGGCACCCGGGGCACGGGUGGCGGGGCCACGGGUGGCGGGGGUCCGGGCCGGGGUUCGGUCCAAGGGCCGCCCGCGUCCGGGGCCCGGGCCGCGCCCGCCGCCCCCACCACCCAGCCUCACGGACAGUAGCUCUGAGGUGUCGGACUGCGCGUCGGAGGAGGCGCGCUUGCUGGGCCUGGAGCUGGCGCUGAGCAGCGAUGCCGAGUCGGCGGCCGGGGGCCCUGCGGGGGCCAGGCCAGGGCAGCAGCCUCAGCCCGCCCUGGCCGCACAGCAGCAGCAGCCCCCGCGGCCGCCCGCGUCCCCCGAGGAGCCGUCGAUGGCCGCGUCGUCCGCGGGCAGCAGCCGCUUGCCACUGAGCACCUCGCUCGCCUUCUCCGACCUUACGGAGGAGCUGCUGGACUGCGGCCCCAGCGGCUUCGUGCGGGAGCUGGAGGAGCUGCGCUCGGAGAACGACUAUCUCAAGGAUGAGAUCGAGGAGCUGCGGGCCGAGAUGCUGGAGAUGCGUGACGUCUACAUGGAGGAGGAUGUGUAUCAGCUGCAGGAGCUGCGGCAGCAGCUGGACCAGGCCAGCAAGACCUGUCGCAUCCUGCAGUACCGGCUGCGCAAGGCUGAGCGCCGCAGCCUCCGUGCUGCCCAGACGGGCCAGGUGGAUGGCGAGCUCAUCCGUGGCCUGGAGCAGGAUGUCAAGGUCUCCAAGGACAUCUCCAUGCGGCUGCACAAGGAGCUUGAGGUGGUGGAGAAAAAGCGGGCACGGCUGGAGGAGGAGAACGAGGAGCUCCGGCAGCGGCUCAUCGAGACUGAGCUGGCUAAGCAGGUGCUGCAGACGGAGCUGGAGCGGCCCAAAGAGCAUUCCUUGAAGAAAAGAGGAACCCGCUCACUGGGGAAGACGGACAAGAAGCCUUCAGUGCAGGAGGACAGCGCCGACCUCAAGUGCCAGCUGCACUUCGCCAAGGAGGAGUCUGCCCUCAUGUGCAAGAAACUAACGAAGCUGGCCAAGGAGAACGACGGCAUGAAGGAGGAACUGCUCAAGUACCGCUCGCUCUACGGGGACCUGGACGCGGCGCUGUCCGCGGAGGAGCUGGCCGACGCACCGCAUUCGCGCGAGACCGAGCUCAAGGUGCACCUGAAGCUGGUGGAGGAGGAGGCCAACUUGCUGAGCCGCCGCAUAGUGGAGCUGGAGGUGGAGAACCGCGGCCUGCGCGCCGAGAUGGACGACAUGAAGGACCACGGUGGGGGCUGCUCGGGGCCCGAGGCCAGGCUCGCCUUCUCGGCUCUGGGAGGUGGCGGCGAGUGCGGAGAGAGCCUGGCCGAGCUGCGGAGACACCUGCAGUUUGUGGAGGAGGAGGCGGAGCUGCUGCGACGCUCCUCUGCUGAGCUGGAGGACCAGAACAAACUGCUGCUGGGCGAGCUGGCCAAGUACCGCGCAGAGCACGAACUGGACGUGACUAUGUCGGAGGAUAGCUGCUCCGUGCUCAGCGAGCCCUCGCAGGAAGAGCUGGCGGCCGCCAAGCUGCAGAUUGGCGAGCUCAGUGGCAAGGUGAAGAAGCUGCAAUAUGAGAACCGCGUGCUGCUCUCCAACCUGCAGCGCUGUGACCUGGCCUCAUGCCAGAGCACACGGCCCAUGCUGGAGACGGACGCCGAGGCCGGGGACUCGGCCCAGUGUGUGCCCACACCUCCCGGCGAGGUCCCCGAGUCGCAUGCCGGCCGACUCUGCAGAGCGCGGGAGGCCGACGUGCUGCCCGGGCUGCGGGAACAGGCUGCCCUGCUCAGCAAGGCUAUCGACGUGCUGGCAGCAGACGCCAACGGCUUCUCGGCAGGCCUGCGGCUGUGUCUGGACAAUGAGUGUGCCGACCUGCGGCCGCAUGAAGCCCCGGACAACAGUGAGGGUCCCCGCGACGCCAAGCUCCUGCACGCUGUCCUGGUGCGACUGGGCGUGCUGCAGCAGGAGCUCAACGCCUUCACACGAAAGGCGGAUGCAGGCCUGGUUGGCUGCGGCAAGGAACAGCCCGAACCCUUCCCAGGGUCGCCUGCCCUCGGCUCCCAGGGACCCUCCAAGGAGCUUCUUAUAACCAAAGACCUCGGCUCCGACUUCCAGCCGCCUGAUUUCAGGGACCUGCCCGAAUGGGAGCCCCGCAUCCGAGAGGCCUUCCGUGCUGGUGACCUUGACUCCAAGACUGACUCCCACCGGAGCUUUAGGCCUUACCGAGCUGAAGACAAGGACUCCUAUGCCUCCGAGAUCAAGGAGCUGCAGCUGGUGCUGGCCGAGGCCCAUGACAGCCUGCGCGGCCUGCAGGAGCAGCUCUCCCAGGAGCGGCAGCUGCGGAAGGAGGAGGCUGAUAGCUUCAACCAGAAACUGGCCCAGCUGAAGGAGGACCAGCAGAGGGCGCUGCUGAGGCGGGAGUUUGAGCUGCAGAGCCUGAGCCUGCAGCGACGACUGGAGCAGAAGUUCUGGAGCCAGGAGAAGAACAUGCUGGUGCAGGAGUCGCAGCAGUUCAAGCACAACUUCCUGCUGCUCUUCAUGAAGCUCCGGUGGUUCCUCAAGCGCUGGCGGCAGGGCAAGGUCUUACCCGGCGAGGGCGAUGACUUCCUCGAGGUGAAUAGCAUGAAGGAGCUGUACCUGCUGAUGGAGGAGGAAGAGAUCAACUCCCAGCAUUCAGACAACAAGGCCUGCUCGGGGGACAGCUGGACCCAAAACACACCCAACGAGUACAUCAAGACACUGGCCGACAUGAAAGUGACGCUGAAGGAGCUGUGCUGGCUGCUCCGGGACGAGCGCCGUGGCCUCACGGAGCUGCAGCAGCAGUUUGCCAAAGCCAAGGCCACCUGGGAGACCGAGCGGGCAGAGCUCAAGGGUCAUGCCAGCCAGAUGGAGCUGAAGGCCGGGAAGGGUGCUGGAGAGCGGGCAGGGCCUGACUGGAAGGCAGCCCUGCAGAGGGAACGUGAGGAGCAGCAGCACCUGUUGGCCGAGUCCUACAGCGCUGUCAUGGAGCUGACGCGGCAGCUGCAGAUCAGCGAGCGCAACUGGAGCCAGGAGAAGCUGCAGCUGGUGGAGCGGCUGCAGGGUGAGAAGCAGCAGGUGGAGCAGCAGGUGAAGGAACUGCAGAACCGCUUGAGCCAGCUGCAGAAGGCCGCUGACCCCUGGGCCCUGAAACACUCAGAGCUGGAGAAGCAGGACAGCAGCUGGAAGGAGGCACGCAGUGAGAAGAUUCACCACAAGGAGGCGGUCUCUGAAGCUGAGCUCAGUGGAACUGGCUUGAAGAGAACCAAAUCUGUUUCUUCCAUGUCCGAAUUUGAAAGUCUGCUGGACUGCUCCCCCUACCUGGCUGGUGGCGGUGACACACGGGGCAAGAAGCUGCCCAACAGCCCUGCCUUCGGCUUCAUGGGCACAGAGCCUGGGGAGCCCAAGAAAGGCACUCAGGAGAAGCCGGGGCUCUCCACCCGGGACUGCAGCCACCUAGGCCCCCUGGCCUGCCAGGACCCCGCAGGUAAGCAGAUGCAACGCAGCUAUACCUGCCCGGACAAGACGGGCAUUCGCGUGUACUACAGCCCCCCGGUGGCUCGGCGCCUGGGCGUCCCUGUGGUUCAUGAUAAGGAGGGCAAGAUCCUCAUUGAGCCCGGCUUCCUCUUCACCACGGCCAAGCCCAAGGAGUCAGCCGAGGCGGACGGGCUGGCUGAGAGCUCCUACAGCCGGUGGUUGUGCAACUUCUCACGGCAGCGCCUGGACGCAGGUCCCGGCAGUAGCGCUUCCACGGGGGCGGGGCCAGGCUUCCCUGCAGCCCUGCACGACCUGGAGAUGUCUGGCAACAUGAGUGACGACAUGAAGGAGAUCACCAACUGCGUGCGCCAGGCCAUGCGCUCGGGCUCACUGGAGAGGAAGGUGAAGAGCACGUCCAGCCAGACUGGGGGCCUGGCCAGCGUGGGCACACAGACCAUCCGCACAGUCAGCGUAGGCCUGCAGACUGACCCGCCGCGCAGCAGCAGCCUACACGGCAAGAGCUGGUCUCCACGCAGCUCCUCGUUGGCAUCGGUGCGCAGCAAGCAGCUGUCUUCCUCACUGGACAAAGUGCAUGCACGCAUUGAGCGGCCCUGCUGCUCUCCCAAGUACGGCUCCCCCAAGCUGCAGCGGCGCUCCGUGUCCAAGCUGGACAGCACCAAGGACCGCAGCCUGUGGAACCUGCACCAGAGCAAGCAGAACGGCUCAGCCUGGGCGCGCUCCACCACCACGCGUGACAGCCCUGUGCUGCGCAACAUCAACGACGGGCUGUCCAGCCUCUUCAGUGUGGUAGAGCACUCGGGCAGCACCGAGUCCGUCUGGAAACUGGGCAUGGCUGACGUCCGGGCCAAGCCUGAGCCACCCAAGUACGGCCUCGUGCAGGAGUUCUUCCGAAACGUGUGCGGCCGUGCUCCCAGCCCCACCUCGGCUGUGGGGGAUGAAGGUGGUGGCUCCAAGAAGCCGGAGCUCCUGUCCCCUGCCAGCUACCACCAGGCGGACAGCGUAGCCAGGAUCCUGAACAAGAAGACAGUCAAACCAGGCAGCAGCGAGGAGAGGGCCACUCCCCUCCCCUUGCUUGGGAAGGACGGUAUCCCCCGGGAAGGCGACACCGCUACAGGCCUUCCCAAUGAGGACGCUGUGUGUGACUGCAGCGCGCAGUCUCUCACCUCCUGUUUUGCCCGGCCAUCUCGCUCCGCCAUCCGUCACUCUCCCUCCAGGUGCAGGCUGCACCCUGCUGAGUCUGGCUGGGGCGGGGAGGAGAGGUCAGCUCCGCCAAGCGAGUGACCAGGCAGCCAAGCUCCCCGCCUCCGCUGGCUCCCCCUACCCCCACUCCUGGGUGGCAGAAGCAGCAGCAGAGAUGAGGCAGGCAUGGGACUGUACCCUCAGCAUGGCCUGAGCCUAGAGAGAUGGCAGCUGAGUCACUGCCAAGCAACCGUUGUCACAUCAAGGUAACGCGUGCUCUUAGUCUCCAGCUUCCCUGGGUAAGACGGCAAGUGGGAGAGAGACCAGAGCGGCUUGAGAAGCAGUCACACUGCGGGCCUAAGGGAGAGCUUUGCCUGAUUCAUCCAUGCCCGCUACUGGAAAGGCCAGCACCUCUAGCCGUACCUUUGGAGAACAGGGUCCACAGAGAAGAACAGGAUUCGUUUGUGGAGCUUGGCCAGGCAUCCUCACUGUCACCCCUUCUACCACUUGCUCCUUCUCCUGCCCAACCCUUGCUGCUCUAGAUUGCUGGGACUCAGGGGAUAUGAUAGGGCAGUGGUCCAGGGUCCACGUAUCUUCUUAGAAUCCUGGAGCCCUGGAUUUCUCUAUCCAUGCUGUGAUGCAGCAAACCUGGGUAAGGAGGUAGGAAUGGCAGGGCUCAGGGGUGGGGCAGCUAUAGGAAUCCCCUUCCUUGCCAAGGUGAGUGAGGGGCUCUGGUCUUCCCUGAGGAAAGCCAGUUUCACUCAAAACCUGGUGCGUUGAUAAAUGCCUACAUACCCACUGCCUUGAUCCCCGGGGCCCUGGAAGGGCAUCACAUUGCCACCGUGUUUACAUCUUGCAGCUGGUGGCAGGCCAAGGAUGCCCAGUUGGCCAGGCCAGGCCCAGCCUGGGGAGGUACAUGAGGCUGGUGCCCUAGGCCAUAGCCAUUGCCUAGGGCUUGGAAACACAUUUCUUGUUAGGUUGUUUAUUUGCAUUUUUCUUCUUAUAUUUAAGGUGGUUUAUUUUAAUAAUUUAAUUUACCCCGGAGUUCCUAAGGUAAUUUAUUGGUGGUUGAAACAUAUGUCCUUGUUGCUGGGAUAAUGCAGGGCUUCCACAGACAGGAUAUAGAUGAGGCAACUUAGCAGCCGAGCUCUGGUCUCCUGGUUGGUUCAAAAGGGGGCUCAUCAGCCAGAGCGCCCACCACCACACCUGCAGCUGAUCUUAGAGCAUUGCCUGAUACUCAACAGCCCCCAGCAGGGUGGAGACCCAGGUUGGUAUACCCACUCCCCACAUGUUCUCCAUUUCCCAUCUGGUUUUCCUCCCUCCCUCUCACACCUUCCCUUUGUCACAAUGAGUAUGACAUGGAUCAGUAAGACUCCAUCAAGGGCCUGGAAGGUUCUCUCCAUUUCCUGGUGAGAACUUGCAGGAAAAUGGGACUGAACAUCAAGAAUGUUGUUUACUGCAGCUUUGCACACGAGUCUGAACGUCCACCAUCUGCCUCGCUUCUCUUCUGCCUGCCAGCCUCUUCACCAGCCUCUCCUCUUGGCCUUGUCGCCUCCCACAGCUCCCUACCCUUGCCUCUAUCCCGCUGGUGCUGCCUAAGCCUUCAAAAGGAUUACGGUGUGGCUCAUGGCACUGGGACCAGUGAGCCAUUGGGCUGUCACCCUGCCAAUACCCACACAGACGUGCAGCUGGGGACCCACUGCUUGUCUGCAGGGUUCUCAGGGGCUUUGUCAGUUUGCCACCGGGACUCAGGAGAUACUUUCAUACUUCCUCCUUCCACCUGCCAGUUCCAAGCCUCACCUUUGUGGGGUCACCUGCUACCCAGAGUCCUCCAUUUCCAUUCUGCAUCAACAACACACCAGAGGCCUGCCAGACCUGCCAGCUGCGUCCUCAUACCCUGGUGACUUAGGGGGCUCAGCAGGCCAGCCCAUGGAGUCAUGGGUCAGGUCCCUUCUGGGGCAAUGCUGCUCCCAACCAUGCAGUCAAGGAGGUCCCUCAAUGUCACCUUCACGUGAGGGAUUCACCCCAAGCCACAAGCCGCCAGAAGCCUUCUGCCAACUCCUAGAGCCGCAAGGUCUGGGGAGCAUCCACGGUCAGCCCUGGGCAGAAAUCCAUGUGAGCCUGAACCCUGUGGCUCGGGGACCACUCAGCCUUACCAUCGUCCUCGUGUGGGGUCAUCCUGCGGUCUUUGUCUCAGUUCCAGCCCCCCAGUCCCCAGCCUGUGCCCGAGGCUGCAGAGCCAGGUCUGGUCUUCACUUCCUGUUCGCCGCUGGGCCAGGCCACACUCCUGCAGAAGCCUCUGGCUGGGGACUUCUCGGGGAUGACCGUGUUCCUUGUAAAUAUUGGUUUGGUUUGGUUUUUUAGCCUUUUACUUGGUAACUGGUUGUGUUUUUCUUUUUAGGGGUGGGGGAGGGUUGGUUUGUAAAAAGUCUACUCUUUUGGAAUGUAAUUUCUUAAUUUGUUUGUCUCUUCCACUGCCUUUUAAGUCUUGGUAACAUUCCCAAAGCAGAAAACUGCCUGACCCGUGGUGGGGCUCGCCCUGGAGGACUGGGGUCCUGGGAAGGAACGCUGCCCUCCCUCCUCUCUUCCCCUUGCUGCUCAUCCUCCACCUUUUCCUGCCAGCCCCUCUGGCUCCUCCCUCGGACUCUUUUCCUCUCUCCUUCCUCCUCCUCUAAUUUCCACUGUGUUCAGUCAACAUCCCAAGGAGCCCUGGGGUCCCAGCUCCCUACAGACCACUUGGCUUGGAUACAUGUAGUCAGCACCAGUUAAUUGCGAAGAAAAGGGGGACCGAUUGGCAAAGCUGACCCUCCGCUGGGAAGCUUCAUGUGUCUCAUGUUUGACUUCUUCCCAGAGCCAAGUUAGAACCCUUCUGGGGACAGCAAUGACUGCGCCUGACACGAAGAUCCCAACCCUCCGCUGUAAGGCCUGUAUGCACAGGACAUUAGAAUCCAGUUCCUACCUCUCAGUUCCUUCCCACCCCUACCCAGCCCUUGUCCUUCCCAGGAACACUCCCUUACUAGCUGGCUUCCUAGGUGAGAGCAUUGAGGGCCCAAGGACUUGACCCUUGUACACCCUGGUGCCAGCAUGCCUCUACCAUGCCCAUUCCCGUAUUCUUCCCCUGCUUUCAUCACAGACAGUAUCUGACUCUUACCCUUGUCACCACAACCCUCUCCAUCACCCCCACCCCAUCCCCUCGCCAAACUCCUGCUAUCUUUUUGCUAACAAGAAUCCCCUAUACAUCUUACCUAAGGCAUUUACUGUUUAGAAAUCACCUGCUCUUCCUACUUCCCCUUCAGAUCUCCCAGCAACACCUCUGCAAGGUAACCUUGGCAGGACAGUGGUUGGCACUCCCAUUUUGCAUAGGAGGAAAAUACUCAACUAUGGAGUCACAGAGUGGAGCUCAGAACUUGCUUCUGCAGUUUCCCCCAGCCCAAGUCUAUCUUAUUUUACUGUGCCACUGCCACACUGGGGGCUUUCUGUGGACACAGGAUGCCCAGAAUAUGGUACCACACAACCGAGACAUAAGGCAAGCCCACCCCAAGUCACUGCACCUGUGUCUUCCAGAGAGCGGUCAGAAGACCACUUACAUGGUAGUCCUCUGAGGACAUGUCCAAAAUGCAGCUCCUUGGACUCCCACUCAGCCUUCUGAACCAGGAAUCUGUAUGUGGAACAUGCGGGUGAGGGGAUGGUAAGUGUGCUUAAGGGCCCUUGACCCCAUUGUUUGUGUUCAGAACCCUGACCAAGAGGGUCUUUCAUUAUUAUAUAUGAUGCCAACAACAAAUCAAAUGCCAGCAACAGCCGAGCUGUCGAAGCCAGGAAGCAGGGACCCAACUUAAGUCUCAUAUGGGUGACAGCAACCAACUACUUCAGCUAUCACUGCUAUCUCCCAGGAUCCAUAUUGUUAGGAAACUGGAGAGCUGUAGAGAGCAUUGAACUCAGGCGUCGGGCAUCCCAACCCACACCUUCACUGUGAGAACCAACUCCCGCCUGUAGACCACCAUUCUGUUUACCAAGGACCAUGAGGCUAGCUCUUCCCUCUUACAAAGAGCACCAAGUUCUCCACUGCUACUUAGGGAAUCCGGCCCUCCACCCAACUGUCCUUUUUUAAAAAUGCAUCUAUCCUGAGAAUUUCCAAAAAGCAUCAAGGACAGUUUACAAUUUGAAUCAUACAUGUUUUUAACAAGACAACAAAAAGUUUAAAAAAAAAAAAAACAGAUAAAUUAUUCACUGAAUGCACCUGUGUGAUUCCUGUCCUCAGCCCAUCCACUUUCACUCUUGAGUUUCCUAGCAGCCAUGAGAAAAAGAGAAACACCCAUAUUCUGCUACUGUCCCCUUUCCUUAAGAACCAAACUGUCCUGCCGGUUUCUAGCCUGUGUCCUUUCAAAGGCUGCCAAGCUAGCCGGUGCUUUAGCAGGUGACCGUAAGAUGCAAGAAUUUUUUCUCCAGGUGACUCUUUUAAAAAUCACAAGCUGCCUCCGAUGUGGGUGACUGUGGCUUCAGUCUCCCCAGCUGUAAAGUGGGGAUCCAGUUGUCUUCUACCUCACGUGGCUGUGCUGAGGACCAAACACAAUAUCGUGCCUGCAGGUCUACCUGGAACAAUGCAAGUGCGAAGGCAAUGCAAAGCUGAGCUAGCCUGAGCUUCCCUUCCGUCUCCUGGCAUCCCCUGAAUAAUCCAAUGCCCUUGUUUUUUUUCAUUGUGCCAAAAUAUACACAUGUAUGAUUUCAAUUACUUUUAAGUGGCAGGUUAAGUCUAUUCACAAUGUUGUAAAACCAUCACCACUCCAUUCCCAGAACUUGUUUUUAAUCUUCCCAAAUUGCAGUAGACCUCCCCCACCCCACGUUUCCUAGCUCCUGAUGGCUUCAGUCCCGUUUCUUCCACGAAUCAGCCUAUUCCAGGUACCUCCUGGAGGCAAACUCACAUUGACAUUUGCUUGCCCCUUUGUGUCGAACGCCCUCGUGGCUUCAGAGAAUCAGGCCCAGAGCAGGGAAUGGUUCCCUUAAGACCACACAGCAAACUGGGAGUGCAGCCAAGGGCUGACGCAAGGUUCCUAGCUGCAACAGAUUCUGCUUUCCCAGUGGCGAAUGAGAUACCCCCUCCCCAUCCCCUGACUUUCUCUGAGGGGGCUGAACCCCUUCUCUGUUCAGCUUGCUCCCUACCCCCCAACCCCUCUGUCAUUGCAUUCCUACCUCCUCUUGUCUGGUCCCUGUCAUCUCAUGGGGUGGCCAUUGGCUAUGUUUUCCUCUCCUGGGCCCCUGGACACCUGCCCCAGCUCACCGCCUCCUUGGAUUUUCUGUCACUUCGGCACCCCUCCCUGUGCCCCUAGCCCACAUUUCCAGCCUAUCAGCGCAGUGCCCUAUCUGUGGUCUCCCGGAUCCUGUAUCCACUCAGAUCUAGUGGGCUUCAGGGUGCUGGUUGCUUUAUUUUGUGUCAUUACACACCAGGGAGACCUCUUUGCCCAUGUCAGGAGGCCCCAGUCUUGCCAGACCUUUCUCUGGACUUGUCCUGGCCUGGCACCCCCACCACACUGCCAGACCCACCCUGGAACACUCUGUCAUCUCCAUUCACAGCAGUCUCCCUGGGGCCUGCCCUCUCCUCCCCCACUGCCCUGAUGGCUUUGGUUGUCACACAGGUGCAGCCUGACUUGCCUCUUUGUCCAUCUGUCUGUCCAUUGCACUUCCAGCCAACUCCUCCAUUCUCCCUUUGGGCUCCUCACCUGCAGAAUAGUUUAUCCCGGCUCCUGGCUGUGGCUCUUCUCGGCACUACACUUCACACUUUGUAGUAUCCACAGACCCAGGAGGGACUGUGGAUGUGGUACUGGGCCUGAGUCACUGGCUCAGGGCUCCAUCCCACAAGCUGCCCUCCCUCAAUCUUUCAGAAGCUUCUCUUCCCUCUGUCCAUCAGCGGUGUCUCCCACCCCUCCUGCUUGUCACCAGCUGCCUGGACGCCAGGCCUCCAUGGAGCUUUGGUUUCCUCUGAACGCCCUCGCGGGGCUCCGCUAAGGCCUUCGGGCCUGGCUACUUUGUUCGACUCCCUUCUGGAGACUGGCCUAUAACUAGGCAGGUCUCUAACUUCUCUGACCCUGCUAGUUUCAGGAUCCAAUGGUGAGCAUCAGGAUGACCUAAGGACCCCAGAGCACCCUUCAUUCUUGGGCUCCUAUAGCCCCACCAUCCCUUCUGCCUCUGGGCCCUGGUAUCCUAGCUCCUUAGUUCUGCUACUGAUCUCUGUGCCUUAGUCUACUUGUUCGCACAGGGGGAGCUCU
This is a messenger RNA of Ochotona curzoniae (black-lipped pika), 11402 nucleotides long. RefSeq names its product suppressor of glucose, autophagy associated 1 (gene MTCL2). The coding region runs from base 250 to 5244 and encodes 1664 amino acids. NCBI's taxonomy places the organism in Eukaryota, Metazoa, Chordata, Mammalia, Lagomorpha, Ochotonidae. Gene Ontology annotation, biological process: insulin receptor signaling pathway; regulation of autophagy. The transcript has 15 exons. The record is from RefSeq and is a predicted model, not a curated record.